Molecule: messenger RNA, 981 nt
Organism: Saxophila tyrrhenica
Lineage: Eukaryota; Fungi; Ascomycota; Dothideomycetes; Mycosphaerellales; Extremaceae
Exons: 5
Coding region: 1-981 (326 amino acids)
Source: RefSeq, a predicted model, not a curated record
AUGCCAUCCGUUAUCGUCUUUGGAGCCACGGGCUUCCUGGGCGCUCCGUUGACCAGAGCCAUCGUCAAAGCGCAUCCAGACUGGAAGGUGACGGCGUACGUUCGAGGCACUCGAACUUCCGACGAGGUCAAGAAGGAGCUUGGGGUUAAGCGCAUCGAAACCGGGGACUUCACCGAAUUUGAGAAGAUCAAAGCGUUAUGCAAGGAGAAUGAUAUCGCUGUGAACGCAGGAAACUCGUUCACGGAUGCCCCCAUAUCAGCAAUUGUUGCUGGACUGAGUGAGCGGUCGGAAGGUCCGAAAGGCAAACUGCUUCAUAUCAGCGGUGCCGGCAACUUCCUUGACUUCGGCACGACAGGCGAAUUCAAUCCCGCGAGCAAGGUGUGGGACGAUGACAACGAAGAGGACAUCAAGCUUGUGAACGACAAGAUGUUCAACGGGCAAUCGGACGUCGUAGCUCUCCAAGCGGGCAAGAAUGGCGCUGUCGACACCUACGUCGUAUGCACUCCGGUUACAUACGGCGGAGCUGCGGUCGGCUCGAAAGGCAUGGGUGUCGGUUAUUCGCUGAUUACCGGCAAUGCCAAACCACUGGGUUAUGUGCCGUACAUCGGAAAUGGCAGCGCAGUGUUGAGCACAGCGCACGUUCUGGAUGUGGUGCCUUUCAUGCUGAAAGUGCUCGAGCUCGCCGCAUCCGGACCCGCUCAAGGAAGCGUCUACAGCCGGUGGUUCAACGUCGAGACGCAGCGUGUUGCCUGGAAAGACAUGGCCACAGAGCUGGCCAAGGUCAUGUAUGCAAAGGGCAUCUUCAAGUCGCCGGAGGCAAAAAGUGUGCCGCUCGAGGAGGCAGGGGAAGGCGAGGUCAAGUACCUCGUGGCAGGCAACAUGUUGAUGCACACCAACCGCAGCGCGAGAAUGGGCUUCAAACCUACUCAGCCGAGUAUCUUGACGCAAGUGCACGAGGAUUUGAAAGACGCUGCGUUGUAG